Molecule: messenger RNA, 453 nt
Organism: Botrytis porri
Lineage: Eukaryota; Fungi; Ascomycota; Leotiomycetes; Helotiales; Sclerotiniaceae
Exons: 1
Coding region: 1-453 (150 amino acids)
Source: RefSeq, a predicted model, not a curated record
AUGAAUCGGGAUAUCGACAUCGCGGCCAUGCUAUCGCUUUUCCGCCCCGAUAGCUCACGGGAGAAUUUGGAAUGCAAUAGAAAGACAAAUCCAUUCCGUCUCGAGAAUGACCACCCUUUCGCCGUGUUGAGGGCGACCAGCUUCGCUGUUCAUCGGUUUUUGAAUACCCUUCCAGAAAAAGACCAUGUGAAACGAGGGGAGUGGUUAGGGAAAAUCUAUGACAUUGUCCUCCUUAAGCGGGGUUUUGGUACAAUUAUGAAUGGGGUAUCAAUUGGCUCUGCCAUUCCACCGGUCAAAACCAUUAUCAUUGAUCUUGAUAUUGACGAAAGCGAAGUCAAUGUUAUGGGCGAAAUCUUGGCCGAAAACAAGAAAGGAUUGGUGUAUGGGAACGAGAAUGGAGGGAUGAUUAUGGGUGGGAGAAAAUUUCGAAAUCUCAUCCAGAGUGUAACCUAG